AUGGCGAGUGUCGACGAGCGAAUGGCGGCGUUUGUGGCGGCACUGGGCGAGUGUGUCGCGCUGGUGAAGGACUGGCAGUUUGCAGCCGCGGACCGAGCGUGGGCGGCGACGCUCGAGGUGCUCGCGAGCGCUGUCGAGGCGUGGACGACGUGUGCAGAGGCGUAUGGCGCCGGAUGUUGGCGCGAGGCCGACUCGCUUCGCGAGUGCUGGAUCAGGCACCUGGUGAUGUCUGCUGUUGCGCUCGGGGCAGAACCGGAAGAGCUGGGCGCGGUUGAGGUGAACGGACUGCCGCUGGUGGACGAAGAGUUUGGCUGA
This is a messenger RNA of Thecamonas trahens ATCC 50062, 315 nucleotides long. RefSeq lists its product as uncharacterized. NCBI's taxonomy places the organism in Eukaryota, Apusomonadida, Apusomonadidae. The coding region runs from base 1 to 315 and encodes 104 amino acids. The transcript is spliced from 3 exons. The record is from RefSeq and is a predicted model, not a curated record.